Molecule: messenger RNA, 1450 nt
Organism: Pan troglodytes (chimpanzee)
Lineage: Eukaryota; Metazoa; Chordata; Mammalia; Primates; Hominidae
Product: HLA class I histocompatibility antigen, A alpha chain
Exons: 8
Biological process (GO): antigen processing and presentation of endogenous peptide antigen via MHC class I via ER pathway, TAP-independent; immune response; antigen processing and presentation of endogenous peptide antigen via MHC class Ib
Cellular component (GO): external side of plasma membrane
Molecular function (GO): peptide antigen binding; signaling receptor binding
Source: RefSeq, a predicted model, not a curated record
GCUUGGCACAGAAGUAGCGGGGUCAGGGCGAGGUCCCAGGGCCUCAGGCGUGACUCUCAGGAUCUCAGGCCCCAAAGGCGGUGUAUGGACUGGGGAGGCCCAGCGCUGGGGAUUCCCCAUCUCCGCAGGGUUUCUCUUCUCCCUCUCCCAACCUGUGUCGGGUCCUUCUUCCUGGAUACUCACCGGGCUGCCCCAGUUCUCACUCCCAUUGAGUGUCGGGUUUCUAGAGAAGCCAAUCAAUGUAGCCGCGGUCCCGGUUCUAAAGUUCCCACGCACCCACCGGGACUCCGAUUCUCCCCAGUCGCCGAGGAUGGUGUCAUGGCGCCCCGAACCCUGCUUCUGCUGCUCUCGGGGGCCCUGGUCCUGACCCAGACCUGGGCAGGCUUCCACUCCUUGAGGUAUUUCCACACCACCAUGUCCCGGCCCGGCCACGCGGAUCCCCGCUUCCUCUCCGUGGGCGACGUGGACGACACGCAGUGCGUGCGGCUCGACAGCGACGCCACGAGUCCCAGGAUGGAGCCGCGGGCGCCGUGGAUGGAGCAGGAGGGGCCGGAAUAUUGGGAAGAGGAGACAGGGACCGCCAAGGCCAAAGCACAGUUUUACCGAGUGAACCUGCGGACCCUGAGCGGCUACUACAACCAGAGUGAGGCCUGGUCUCACACCAUCUAGAGGAUGUCUGUCUGCGACGUGGGGUCGGACGGGCGCCUACUCCGCGGGUAUCACCAGCUCGCUUACGAUGGCAAGGAUUACAUCGUCCUGAACGAGGACCUGUGCUCCUUGACAGCCGCAGACACGGCGGCUCAGAUCACCCAGCUUAAGUGGGAGGCGGCCCGGGGGGUGGAGGAGGAACAUGCAGAGCUGCUCAAAACCUACCUGCCCGGAAGGUGGGCGGAGUGGCUCAGCAAAGGCCUUAAGAAUGAGAAGGAGAGGCUGCAAUGCGCAGAUCCCCUAAAGGCACAGGUAACCCACCACCCCAUCUCCAACCAUGAGGCCGUGCUGAGGUGCUGGGCCCUGGGCUUCUACCCUCUGGAGAUCACACUGACCCAGGAGUGGGAUGGGGAGGACCAAAUUCAGGAUGCAGAGUUUGUGGGGACCAGACUUGCACGGUACAGAACCUUCCAGAAGUGGGCAGCUGCAGUGGUGUCUUCUGGAGAGAAGCAGAGGUACACAUGCCAUGUGCAGCACGAGGGGUUGCCUGAGCCCCUCACACUAAGAUGGGAGCUGUCUUCCCAGCCCAUCAUCCCCGUUGUGGGCAUCAUUGCUGGCCUGGUUCUUCUAGUUGCUGUAUUCACUGUAGCUGUGGUCGCUGCUGUGAUGUGGAGGAAUAAGAUCCCAGAUGGAAAAGGAGGCAGCUAUGCUCAGGCUUCAUGUAAGAACAGUACCCAGGGCUCUGAUGUGUCUCUCAAGGCUUGUAAAAGUGACACCUUAGAGGGCCUGAAGUGAAAGAGGA